GCAUUCUAUGCGCGACGCUUGCGCGGUGAAUUCCGGCGUCCAUUCCAGCAUCGCCAUUGUGCCGUGUGCGCGUCUAUAUUAUUGUUUGAGAAACGCUCCUCUGUUGUUUUGGCGUCCUCUCGCAGAGAGUUUGCGGCAAAUUCGAUUUCGCACGGGCGAUGGGCGACUACCAAGUGACGAACGUGCAACAGGACGCAUUGGGCGCCGUGCAACUCGAGCUGGGCAAUCCGAACACGCUGGCGCUCCGUCGGCCGUUCGACCCGCUCGCACACGACCUGGAGUCGACGUUCAGGCUCACGCGUUUCGCGGACCUCAAAGGACGCGGAUGCAAGGUGCCGCAGGAGGUGCUCAAUCAACUCGUCGAGGGUUUACAACAGGAUUACAACAACUCCGGCGAUGAGCACUCGCAUUUUAUGCAUAUGGCCACACCGCGCAUCGGUAUCGGCUUGGAUUGUUCGGUAACACCGCUUCGCCAUGGCGGCCUGUGUCUCGUGCAGACCACCGACUUCUUCUAUCCUCUGGUGGAUGACCCCUACAUGAUGGGCAAGAUUGCGUGCGCCAAUGUUCUCAGCGAUCUCUACGCGAUGGGCGUCACAGAAUGCGACAACAUGCUGAUGCUGCUUGCUGUCAGCACAAAAAUGACUGAGAAGGAGCGCGAUGUGGUGAUUCCCUUGAUAAUGCGCGGGUUUAAAGACUCUGCGUUGGAGGCAGGUACAAGUGUAAACGGCGGCCAGACUGUUGUCAACCCAUGGUGCACCAUCGGCGGAGUAGCAACCACUGUUUGCCAGCCUAAUGAAUACAUCGUACCCGAUAACGCAGUUGUCGGCGAUGUACUUGUACUAACAAAACCACUAGGUACACAGGUUGCUGUCAACGCACAUCAAUGGCUCGAUCAACCAGAGCGUUGGAACCGUAUAAAACUCGUGGUAAGCGAAGAAGACGUCCGUAAAGCUUACCAUCGCGCAAUGGACUCCAUGGCCCGCCUUAAUCGAAUCGCAUCGCGUUUGAUGCAUAAAUACAACGCACAUGGCGCCACGGAUAUCACCGGCUUUGGUUUAUUAGGCCAUGCGCAAACUCUCGCCUCACAUCAGAAAAAUGAAGUCUCGUUUGUCAUUCACAAUCUUCCCGUUAUUGCCAAAAUGGCAGCUGUUGCAAAAGCUUGCGGGAAUAUGUUCCAAUUGUUACAGGGACAUUCGGCUGAAACCUCGGGGGGUUUGCUUAUUUGUUUGCCUCGCGAACAAGCGGCUGCGUAUUGCAAAGACAUCGAGAAGCAGGAGGGUUAUCAGGCGUGGAUCAUCGGCAUUGUUGAGAAAGGAAACCGGUCGGCGCGCAUUAUCGACAAGCCGCGAGUCAUUGAGGUGCCUGCGAAGGAGUAAUCAUGGCACCCAGGAGAUAUGUCGAAAGCGUGGGGAUUAUUUUUAUAUAUUAUAUAUAUUUAUGCCGAUUUGGAGAGCGGGGCAGCGCAAAACGAAGAGAACUUAGUGUAAGAGUAUAGUGCUAUAAUGAUAACCGAACCGACUCUAUAUUAAUUAUGUAACUUCGAUUUAAGUACUCGAUAAGGAAUUUGUUUUGAAAGUUUAAUUGCAUUUAAGCUAAUUUGCCGCCAUUCUAGAACAGUGCAGUAGCGAUAUUGUUCUUCUGCAGAAAUUGUACAAAAAAUACUUUUACCUAGAGA
Dalotia coriaria is the source of this 1675-nucleotide messenger RNA. RefSeq names its product inactive selenide, water dikinase (gene Sps1). Gene Ontology annotation, biological process: L-selenocysteine biosynthetic process. The transcript has 2 exons. Gene Ontology annotation, cellular component: cytoplasm. The coding region runs from base 159 to 1376 and encodes 405 amino acids. Gene Ontology annotation, molecular function: selenide, water dikinase activity; ATP binding. The record is from RefSeq and is a predicted model, not a curated record. Lineage: Eukaryota; Metazoa; Arthropoda; Insecta; Coleoptera; Staphylinidae.